Molecule: messenger RNA, 1480 nt
Organism: Trichechus manatus latirostris (Florida manatee)
Lineage: Eukaryota; Metazoa; Chordata; Mammalia; Sirenia; Trichechidae
Gene: FADS3
Product: fatty acid desaturase 3
Exons: 12
Coding region: 149-1480 (443 amino acids)
Biological process (GO): lipid metabolic process
Cellular component (GO): membrane
Molecular function (GO): oxidoreductase activity, acting on paired donors, with oxidation of a pair of donors resulting in the reduction of molecular oxygen to two molecules of water
Source: RefSeq, a predicted model, not a curated record
ACGGCGGCCGCACGGCAGGGGCGGGGCCGCAGCGCUAGUGGCGGCGGAGGCAGCCCGGGACCGCGACAUCGGGCCCGCUCUGUCUCGCUGUGUCUCCUCGGGCCUCGCCUGGACAGAUCCAGGGUCUCGAACACUUGGGCGCGCAGCCAUGGGCGGCGUCGGGGAGCCCGGUGAGGGACCAGGCCCGCGGGGAGCGCCGCUGCCCACCUUCCGCUGGGAGCAGAUCCGCUCUCACGACUUGCCGGGCGACAAGUGGCUGGUCAUCGAGCGCCGGGUCUACGAUAUCAGCCGCUGGACGAAGAGGCACCCGGGCGGCAGCCGCCUCAUUGGCCACCACGGCGCUGAGGACGCCACGGACGCCUUCCGCGCCUUCCACUCCGACCUCAAUUUCGUGCGCAAGUUCCUGCAGCCCCUGCUGAUUGGUGAGCUGGCCCCGGACGAGCCCAGCCUGGAUGGACCCCAGAAUGCCCAGCUGGUGGAGGACUUCCGAGCCCUACGCCAGGCAGCCGAGGACAUGAAGCUGUUCGAGGCCAAGCCUUCCUUCUUCGCACUCCUGCUGGGCCACAUCCUCGCCAUGGAGGUGCUCGCCUGGCUCCUCAUCUACCUCCUGGGCCCCGGCUGGGUGCCCAGCACCCUCGCUGCCCUCAUCCUGGCCCUCUCCCAGGCUCAGAGCUGGUGUCUGCAGCACGACCUGGGCCACUCCUCAGUCUUCCAGAAGUCUCGUUGGAACCACCUGGCCCAGCAGUUUGUGAUGGGGCAGCUGAAGGGUUUCUCCGCCCACUGGUGGAACUUCCGCCACUACCAGCACCAUGCCAAGCCCAACAUCUUUCACAAAGACCCUGAUGUGACCCUGGCGCCUGUCUUCCUCCUGGGAGAGUCAUCCAUUGAGUACGGCAAGAAGAAACGCAGAUACCUGCCCUACAACCACCAGCACCUGUACUUCUUCCUGAUUGGCCCGCCGCUGCUCACCCUGGUGAACUUCGAAGUGGAAAACCUGGCGUACAUGCUGGUGUGCAUGCGGUGGACGGAUUUGCUCUGGGCCGCCAGCUUCUACUUCCGCUUCUUCUUGUCCUACGCCCCCUUCUAUGGCAUCCCCGGGGUGCUGUUCCUCUAUGUUGCUGUCAGGGUCCUGGAGAGCCACUGGUUCGUGUGGAUCACACAGAUGAACCAUAUCCCCAAGGAGAUUGGCCAGGAGAAGCACCGCGACUGGGCCAGCUCCCAGCUGGCAGCCACCUGCAACGUGGAACAGUCCGUCUUCAACGACUGGUUCUGCGGGCACCUCAACUUCCAGAUCGAGCACCACCUCUUCCCCACGAUGCCACGGCACAACUACCGCAGGGUGGCCCCACUGGUCAGGGCUCUGUGUGCCAAGCACGGCCUCAGCUACGAGGUGAAGCCCUUCCUCACCGCCCUGGCGGACAUCAUCAGGUCCCUGAAGAAGUCUGGCGACACCUGGCUGGAAGCCUACCUCCACCAGUGA